CAAUUUUCAAAAAUACAUAAGACUAGUCAGUAAAGCGCUCAUGAAAACUGAUGAUUUACUGUCGGCAGAAGUUGAUAAUUUGCCCAAACAUUUGACUGAUGCUCCUAUUCCAGACCUUCCAGAUGGCUCAGAUCGUAUGCUUCCAAGUCCUUACUGCAAACGUUCUGAGGUCAAACACACCACCAAGUCUACUGGUGAAACUUUAGGAGCAGAGUAUGGCAGUGCUAAGGUGAUACCUCUUGCUGAAGCUCUACCUAAGAGAAUUCGUGAUCAAAUGGAUAGACGAGAUGCGGUCAGAAAAAGAGCAGUGUCUACAGACUGUCGAACAGUACAGAAACAAUCGAAUUCACACAACAUUAACUUUAUUUAUGGCAGUAAUUCAAAAAAUCUUAAUCACACAGAAGAUACAAAACUUUUACAAGAACAACAAGCUACUUUUAAUACUGAAAAUAUAAGUGGAACAUUAAACAAUUCAUCGGUUUCAACGAUAAACUCUCCACUACCUAUCAGUCAUCAAAAUACAGAUCAUUCAUUAUAUGAAUCAGAAACACUACGAAAUACACUUGGGCUAACUAGAGUUUCUUCUUUAGAACUUGAAUCGUCCAUAGCACCGUCAAUUAAUCAGUAUAUUUCACCUCCAAACUGUGAAGCUAAUCUAGCCUUUAACACAACAACUUAUCCUACAUAUUCAACAAAUCAAUGUUGUAACGACAAUCAGGCCAAGCCUCACAGGGAUUCAAGUUUAUCUAACACAUCUAACUUGAGUUCAAUAAAAAAGCCAAAAAGUAGUCGAUCAACCAUAAAAACAUCGACUGCUAACGUCAAACAUACCAAAAGUAAUCCAAACGCUAAAACUACGAGGAAGGUUACUAAAAAUUUGUUGACCAGUGCUGCUGAAGGUCUUCAGGAGCUUUCUCAGGAUUCAUCAGAUGCUGAUGACAAUGAAAUUCUACCUGAUCUGUGUUUCUCUAAGCAAAAUUCCAUUUUAAAUUUAAGUGAUAAUAAUAGCGACAGAGGUAGCAGCAAUAGCAGUAGUACUAGUAAGCAUACAUAUACUAUGGAGAGUCCAAGUGAAUUAUUGGAUAGAGCAUUGGGUUUAGAUCAAAUGGAAAGGAGUUACCAUUCUACAAUAUCUAAUAGUUCAGUAUCUAAUUCCGGUUCACAUAAUCAUGAAAAUUCAGUGAGUAGUGGAACUUUCACUCGUCCUCGUCUACCUCAUACUGUUAUGCCUAAUGCAGAUUUGAACUUAAAGCCUAAUAGUACAAAUGGUUCAGCGAGAGAUAAGAAACCAUCUCAUCGUCCACUGAGAAUGGCAGAAUUACUGACAUUUGAAGAAUUGGACAAUUAUUUAUUUGAUACGCAGAAACUAGUUUCACAACUAGAGCAAAAGAUGGCAAAUCACAAAUCUGAAAAAGUGAAUAAUCAUGUGCAGUGGUCUGCUAGACUGAAUGAUGCAAACGGUUGUGCAGAAGAUUAUGAAGUAGCGAAGGCAUUAGAUAACGCUGAUCAACUGCUUGGUUCAGCUGUAAAUAAGCGUCUAUCAGCCAUCCUACAGAGACGGCAAGAUAGAUCAAGGCCUAGUAAUGGCGAUAUUGAACAUAUGAAAAGAGGUAUAGUUAAUGGAUCUAAUGACAUUUCAUCACAACGAAGCACUCGAUCUAAUGACAUUUCUGAACAAAGGAGUACUCGAUCACGCAGAAUAGGUCAGUCUAUGGUAACUGGCCGACCACAAUCUCAGCAACCUACACCACGGUGUACAAAGAAUUCCAAUAUCUCUCCAUAUGAUCACUCUUCAGUACCCAUGAGAAAUGCAUCUGAAACACGACGUAAUUACUCAAAGUUAUCACACAUUUCAUCAAAUCCUCCAGUGUCUACAGACAGGUCUACCAAAACAUUAUUCUCUCAAAAAACAGUUAGCUGUGAUCGUAAUACUGCAUCUAAUAAUCAUCUGUCUAUUUCGUCUACACCCGAAAAUGUAAGACAUUCAGGUUCAGAUUCACUGAAGAAUAGCAAGAUGUUGGCUGCCUUGAACUGGCAACGCCGAAAAGCCUAUGACCCUAGACAGUUUAUUCAUAAAUCAAGUGGAAGUUCAACAGCACGUUCACAAAGCCGACCACCAAAAGAAGAUGAUACAAUGAGUAUAUCCACUGAAGGUAAUUCCAAAAGUUGUGUUACUAGCCGAUCCAUUCAUCCAACACACAGAUUAACUGUUACUACACGUCGAACUGCACCAGUAGAUACAGCUGAUUGUAUAGCUGCAAUGGAAGUUGUCAGACAAAUAAAACUAAGCAGUGGUGUUCAAGAUAUUCUGCCUUUUAACAGUAAAAAAGUUAGUCAAUCAGUGAGUGGUGAUUCAACUCGUAGAGGAAUGACAAAUCAACAUAAUCAAGAAAUUAAAGAAACAGAAUCUAAACUUAUGACUGUUAAUAAUAGAAAAUCUGCUAAAUGUGAAUCCCGUUCAAGAACAAAGCAUACAAGUAAAAAUAACUCUGUUUUAGAUAAUGGAAUGCAUCAGAAAGACUCUAGUCGACAUUUGAGCGUCAAUGAGAACAGGACAGGACAAAAACAAUUUCCAUUCAUUGUCAACUCUCGUCUAUCUACAAAUCCAAAUAAUCAUAAUGGUCAUUUCACAGUUCAAAAUGUACCUCAAUCUUCUGUUGAUGAAUCUGUCCCUCGAUGUUCUUUACCUGUAUCGAAGCUUAAUUCUAACGAAUUUACUACUAAUAAUAGUAAUAAGGUUCCUGUCCAAGAAAUUAUAAAGGAUGAUAUGAACUAUCCAGACAUUGCAGUUGAGUCAGUAAAAUAUAAAGUAGAGAAAUUAACCAACUUUAUUGUCCGCCUUCGAAAACGAAUUGAACGUGACUAUGCGGAACAUGGCACCUGUUCACCAGGUGAUGACGUUUUCGGAGAAGAAGCUGUAGGCGCUGUUAUCGCCGGUCGACCAACUGGUAUGCAUCCAGUAGUUGCAACAUGCCUACAAAAUCUACGUAUCCUUGAAGUGAAUGCACAAGAAAUAUUCAAUUUACUCUAUCCAAAUGAAGUAGAUUUCUGGGAACCAGCAAGAGUGUGUUUAGCAGAAGGCAAAGAUGAUGAAAAAUUAUUCAAUGAUGCUCGAAGUCAAAUUACUGAACAUUUAACUACUUCAAUUGAAUCCUCUAUAAAAGUGAAUAAUACAACUAUCAAUAAUAAUAAUAAUCAUGAAAAAUCUUCUAGUCCAGUAAACAGCCCUCCUGAUUUAUCGCCUUUUGCAAAUAAAGAGACAGAUAUGCUUGGUGUAGCAGAUUUAAUUUAA
This is a messenger RNA of Trichobilharzia szidati, 3292 nucleotides long. The record is from the annotation of a GenBank genome assembly. NCBI's taxonomy places the organism in Eukaryota, Metazoa, Platyhelminthes, Trematoda, Strigeidida, Schistosomatidae.